AUGUCAACAAAAACAUCAGGUGAUAUUAAACUUCGACUUUAUUACUGGAAUUGUCGUGGUCGUAUUCAAAGUGUUCGUUAUAUGCUUGAAGAUAUAGCAUAUGCACAUAAAAAUAUUGAUUACAAAGAAGAUUUUGAAUUACUUGCGACAAGUGCUGAAUUAUGGCCUACACACAAGGCUGAUGAAACAAUAUCCGGACCAUUCCAUAAUUUACCUGUACUUCAUUGGAAUGAUACACAUACUUUUGGUCAAACUUUAACAUUAGGACAACUAUUAGCACGAAAAUUUGAUUUAUAUGGUAAAUUAACACCAUCCAUUGAUAAUGAAGACUUUUUACAUGGCUAUAUUGAUGGUGUUGUUUCAUGUGCAUAUACUGAUAUUAUAUCGAAUGUUAUAACUUGUAUAUUCAGCAAUUUGAAUUUUACUGAUAAAAAUAAUCCAUCGUAUCGUUUAUUGAGAAUGAUUUCAAACAAUUUAAAAGCCUUAAAUAAUUUACUUAAAAAAAGUUCAACAUCACUUUAUUAUGAUCAACAAGAACCAACAAUUGCUGAUUAUUUUGUUUUUGAAGCAUUUACAUUAGCUCGUGAUUAUCAUGAAAUUGUAUUGCCAAAUGAAGAAGAUCGUCAAGCAUUAAUAAAACACGAACAAAUCAUGAAAGAACGACCAGCGUUAGCUAAUUAUUUUAGUAAAGGUUUAUUAUUUAAACGUAUUACUGGAUCAUCAAAAGAAAGCGAAUAUAUGGCAACACUUGCUGAAACAAAAAAAUAA
Molecule: messenger RNA, 768 nt
Organism: Rotaria sp. Silwood1
Lineage: Eukaryota; Metazoa; Rotifera; Eurotatoria; Philodinida; Philodinidae
Source: the annotation of a GenBank genome assembly